AUGUCGCCGCAAAUAAUCCCAGCAAGAGACAGAGUCAUAGAUUUUGGAAAAUACAAAGGCAAGAUGCUAGGAAGCCUCCCGUCCAGCUACCUCAAAUGGGUCUCGAAGAAUUUGCGCGCACGCGACUUCGAGGAGUGGGCAAAGUUAGCAGACCAAGUUCUGCAAGACCCAACUUACAAAGACCGAAUCGAGUGGGAGUUCGCAGAGAAUGUGUUGAACGGUAAUCGAUCCAGGGCCGUGUCUUCUCCGAGAGACGGUGACAUCAGUCCUGUUUCCGAACUGUUAGAGAUAAGCGAGAGGUUCGGUUGGGACAACAAUGACAAGGCCGGUUGGGGCAAAAUCAACUUCGAGCUUCUUGGAACGUCCAAGGGUGGUAGAAUUCCGAGAAUAGAGAGAAAGGAAGAGGGAGGCGAUGAGACGAUGAUGAAACAGAGAGAGCGAAGGUUGGAGGUUCAAUCGGAAGUCGCAGAGAGGAGGAAGGAGAGAAGAGAGAGGCAGAAGAAGAAGACGAAGACAAGGGAGGAGGGUCGAAUUCCGAGAGUGUGGCAGGAAACUGAGAGAAGUAACACGGCAAUGAAGGAAGAGAAGAGAGCUAGCUUUGUAAAUGGAAUCGACGGUGAUAGUGACGGCGACGGCGUAAUAUAUCGGUCCCAGAUAGAGACGGAGCGCAACGGCAAUCCUUUCCCUGGACGAGAAGCCCUUCUGAGGAAGGUGGCAAACGGCCGACGAUUUACUCCCUAACUCGCGAAGUCGAAAAUUCGUAAUUUUCCGGUUAGCUUUAGUGGCCUGUAGGGCAUGUGCGGUAAAAGGAACUGGUUAGCAUGAAAAGUGCAAGGAAACAGAAAGGAAUGAAACAGAAAAUUUCUUAGUGG
Neltuma alba is the source of this 872-nucleotide messenger RNA. RefSeq lists its product as uncharacterized. Lineage: Eukaryota; Viridiplantae; Streptophyta; Magnoliopsida; Fabales; Fabaceae. The record is from RefSeq and is a predicted model, not a curated record. Gene Ontology annotation, cellular component: plastid. The transcript has a single exon. The coding region runs from base 1 to 741 and encodes 246 amino acids.